This is a messenger RNA of Gamsiella multidivaricata, 1822 nucleotides long. RefSeq names its product DIE2/ALG10 family-domain-containing protein. NCBI's taxonomy places the organism in Eukaryota, Fungi, Mortierellomycota, Mortierellomycetes, Mortierellales, Mortierellaceae. Gene Ontology annotation, cellular component: endoplasmic reticulum. Gene Ontology annotation, molecular function: dolichyl pyrophosphate Glc2Man9GlcNAc2 alpha-1,2-glucosyltransferase activity. The transcript has 8 exons. The coding region runs from base 168 to 1658 and encodes 496 amino acids. The record is from RefSeq and is a predicted model, not a curated record. Gene Ontology annotation, biological process: dolichol-linked oligosaccharide biosynthetic process; protein N-linked glycosylation.
UGCACACAUCCACACGCAUACAUCCAUACGCACACAACCACACGCACACACACUGAUCCAUGCACUCCAUGUCUGACAUGAAAGGCAUACCAGCGUCCUGAACUAAAGUUUAAAGCGGAGGAUUCGAGGUCACACUGGCAAACAAGUGUGCUGGAAAUCCAUAUCUAAUGAAUACUGCUUUGAAACAAGGCCCCAUUGGCACAUUCACAGCGCGACGUGCCAAGGUCGCGUUCGUUCUCUUUCUCUUUCCUCCCUUUCUUGUGUCUGCGUCUGGACCUCCCUCUCCGAAGACAAUGCCGAGCAUCGCCACUCCAUCGCUCCUGGUCGGCCUGCAUCUGCUGGUCCUGAUUGCCAUCGCAGCCCAAUGGAACAGGGUCCAACCGCUUCCGUAUAUGGAUGAGAUAUUUCACAUUCCACAGGCGCAGCGAUACUGUCAAGGCGACUUGUGGGCCUGGGACCCAAAGAUCACUACCCCUCCUGGCCUAUAUGUUAUCAGCGUUCUCCUCCUUGCAGCCAAAUUAGGCGUUUGCACAGCGUAUCUUCUUCGCCUCACCAACCUGAUUUAUCCUAUCGUCAUCCUCUUCACUAUCAUGGCCCUGCUCAAGGAAUUCCAUCCUCAUAUGAGUCGAGCCGACCGAUACAAUGCCGCUGCAGUCAUCAUUUGCUUCCCCGUUCUGUAUUUCUUCAACUUCAUGUACUAUACCGACGGCGGAAGUGCAGCAUUUAUCCUGCUAUCCUGGCUGGCGGCCAAGAAACGUCUGCAUCUCCUCGCAGCAUUAGGCUCUGCGGUGGCCGUGACCUUCAGGCAAACAAAUAUCGUAUGGGCACUUUUCAUUCUCGGAACGGCACUGCUGGAUCUUGCGAACACAACCGAGCGUCGCCAAUUCGACCCAAAGGCCGCGUUCGUUCAAUCGCCCUUGCAGCUUGUUCGUUCCAUAAUCGGGUUCGUACGCAUGCUGUUAUCGCAACUGCCAACAGUACUAGGCAUGGCCAUGCCCUACCUGGGUCUCCUUGCAGGAUUUGCAGCGUUUGUCAAGUGGAACGACGGCAUUGUCCUAGGUGAUCGAUCGAAUCACAUCCCGACGGUGCACGCUGUUCAGCUGUUCUACUUUGUUGCAUUUACCGCAGGCCUAUCUAUCUUUGCAAUUUUGGGCGCUGUGCCUUUGGCUCGCUUGCUGAAAAAACCUUCUCCUAGAUCAUGGUUGAUUAUCCUAGUUAUUGCCUUGAUUAUGACCGCCAUUGUCCACAAAUUCACAAUCGUGCAUCCGUUCCUCCUAUCUGACAAUCGACACUACACUUUCUACAUCUGGAAAGCUCUCUCUCGGCACAAUUGGACCUUGCUCUACGCCUCAGUUCCCUGCUACAUGCUGGCUGCGUGGUUCUGCUGGCAAGCCUUAGCAACGGAGCAGACAAUUCUAUGGAUAACAAUCUAUUGCAUUGCAACAGCGUUGACAUUGAUUCCUUCGCCAUUGCUGGAAUUCCGAUACUUCAUCACGCCUUACUUGAUCUAUCGUAUCGCUGUGCGUCAGUCGCGAGGAGUAUGGCUCAUUUUAGAACUGUUUACAUACACAGCUGUCAACGCCUUUACAAUCUAUAUGUUCCUGAAGAAGCCCUUCCGCUGGCCUCAAGAAGACGGACUGCAGCGAUUCAUGUGGUAGCGAGGAAGAGGAUUACGGUCUUUGCUGGCUCAAAGACACGACCUCUCCUGCCAUCUACCCUUGCAGCAGUCAAUAUCACAAUAUGGGUGAUACACAUUCGCAAGCAUUAUAGCAUGACGCGACACAAAGUCACAUUAAUCCCGCAUAAAAAUGUUCUCCAUUAU